AUUCCUAACUCGUCCAUAAGAGGAAAACGAAAAGAAAACUGGUGACUUGAGUGAUGGCAGCCAUCUUUCUUCAGAAGGAUGCACAAGAGUUGUUAAAAAACAAAUACGUUAUAGUUAUGGGAGGAUCAAUUCAGCGAUCCAUUUACAAAGACUUGAUCAGACUUAUACAAGGAAACACUUUUCUUACUGAUAAUCUUCUUAGAAUGAAGGGGGAAGAUUCCUGUUUACGUGAUAAACUAUUAGAUGGAGGAAUGAGAGGAGCUGACAAGAAAGGAAUAGGUUACAGAGAAGUGAGACAGUACCAGACAGAUUUCUAUUUCCUACAGUUUAUCUUUAUGACAAGAUCUUACAAUAGUUAUAUAGAGUCAGUUAUAAACAAGUUGGCUUCAGCAGAACAGAAACCAGAUGUAAUCAUUGUUAAUUCAUGUCUCUGGGAUAUAACAAGAUAUGGUAAAAUACCAGUACCUGAGUAUAAACAAAAUCUGCAUAAACUUUUCAAAAAGCUGAAAUCUGAUUUACCAGAGUGUCUUGUAAUAUGGAAUACAAACCCUGCUAUAUCUCAUAAUCCUAAAGGAGGAGUAUUUAUACCAGGACUGGAUUAUUUGAAGGACUCAAUGGAGUUACAUGUCUUAGAGGCUAAUUACUACGCAUCUAAGGCUGCCGUGGAGUACGGCCAUGAUGUCAUUGACCUCCAUUAUUUCCUGCGUCAUCAAAUUCAUCGACGUGCUGAAGAUGGCAUUCAUUGGGAUAUGACAGGACAUCGUAGGAUAACAAACUUAAUCUUGUCUCAUAUUGCUCAAACAUGGAAUGUAAAAAUGCCAAAGCAUAUUAAAAUACAGAUGGACGAUAAUGGCAAUGAAAUAAAUGAGAAUUCACAAUCUAAUAACACCGAAAGUCGUGAGGAAACUGAAAAAAUCAAAUUUAAAAGUAUUUUUGAUGUUGAAAAGAAAGAAACAGAAAAAAUGAAACAUGAUGAUAUUGUUGAAGUAGAAGUACCAGCAGCUAAAGAUAAGAACAAACCCAUACCAAAUGCAACAAAACCAGAAACUUUCAAACCAAAGUCAGCUAGAAUAAAAAACAAUAAAAAGAAGCGCAGACGAGGAAAUCAUUGGCAAAAUGACAGGCACAGUCCAGUGCCUUCUAUGCAUAACGAUAAUGUUCAAGUAUUUAACUAUAAUCAUCAGCCACAGCAUGUACAGCAUGCUAAUUUCAACUUCCUGCCAGCCAAUCAGAUACAGCAAAAUCCCUUUGUUGCAUGUCUUAACCCAUUUCAUAAUCCUCCAAUGCAAUCAAAUCAAUUUCAUCAUGCUCAUGCACAAAACAUGGUUCAUGCACAAAACAUGGUUCAUACACAAAACAUGGUUGGAAAUCCAUUUCAGAAUCAAAACUUGAGGAAUAAUGCAUUUCAACAACAAGACUUCAGAAAUGACAAUUUUCAGAUGUUAAAUUUUGACAAUGGUCAGUGGCAACCCUAUCAGGAGGAAGAGUUAUCCCAUGAGCAUUUUCAAAAUCAUUCAGAACUUAACAGGUUCAAUCCAUAUGGUAGGGGAAGAGGUCCUAUGUAUUAAAUGAUAUGGACGAUUUUCCAUCAUGCAAGAAAGAAUCAUUGAACAAAGUAUCCCAUGUUCACAUCGAGUCAAAUACUAUAGUGAUAACAUCUUAAAGUAUAUACAUGUAGCAUUGCUGGAAAGGAAUAUUUCAAAUUUUGAAGUAAACUUUUGUACAGUGUAUAUAUCAAUUGUAUUCCAGUUUUUGAUUGGUCUUUUUAUUCACUGUAUAUUAGAAAUGUUCAUAAUGAGAUUAUAAUAAACAAGGUCAAAAGAAAAGGAAAGAAGUUUUACUUAAUCACAUAUGUAAUCAAUACUACAGAUAGCAUGUAAUUUUAUAGAAUUAAUUGUAUCCAUCUCACAUUUCGCUGUAGUUGUAUUAUAUAGUACAACACUGCACAGCAACAGUUGGAGCUGUCUGAUGAACAUUGUUCUCUUGGUAUUUCAACUUGGAGCAUUUGUGUAAGUCUUUGUCUUGUAGAGAUAUCAAAUAGUGUAUUUUGAUGCUCUUUGUUUCCAUUAUUAUAUUUUUCUACAAAGAAGUUCACAAAAAUGUGUUGUAAAGGACUACACCUAAAUAAAGUAUUUUUUUCUUAAAUCAUUUCAGACACUUAGGUUUUAAAUCCAUGAAUUCAACUGCAACACCUGUUUUUAGAAAUUUCAAAAAGAUUAAAUUUAUCCCGAAAUGGGGUGAAAUAUUUCAAAUUUUGCUUUUACAGGUAAAAAAAAUAUGAAAAUAUUUCGUGAGGUUAAAUUUUUUUUUUUUUUUUUUUUUUUUAGUAAAAUGUCAUUUAAAAGAAAGUUCACACGUUGUUAUAAUUUGCUUGAUGUCCUCCUACUGAAAAUUCAAAUGAUAAUGAACUUACAUUGUGUAUGCAUUUUCAGACCAGUUGCCAAAUGCAGCCAUAUUGUAAUUGUAUACUUCAGUAGAAGUAUUGUUUAUUACAUUCAUGCAAUUUGUUUUUAUACUGUUAUGUUUUUACCAAUGUUCCUAACGUUUCAUAUUGAUUAAAUGAAAUAAAAUAAAAUUGCAUUACUGUACUUUUCAGGGUAAUAAAAAUAUUAGCAUGGAUUAGCUGUUUUUUGUCUCACCACAACAAAAUUGUGAAGUCAGGACAUAGGUGUACUGUAUUUGGCAUCGACAGCAUUAACAAUAUGUUAAAGUUAUGUGAUUAGGUCUAAUGGUUAGUGAAUGAUUUAUGGCAUGCAGUUGUAUUAGCAUUGGUACAUCUCAUUUCCCUCUUUACUCUCAGUCAUUGUUUAUUGACUUUGAAAGAUCUGUGUGUAGUUAAAAUGUUAAAGUGUUGUUUUUUUUUUUAUUUCAACAUUUGCAAUAUACUAUCAAAACUACAUGCAGGCAAGACAUCUCUGUGUCAAUAGUUUGUUGAAUAGUUUGUUCGUUUUAUGGAUUAAUCAUCAUUUUAUUUAAACUAGUCACACAAUAAGUGUGUGUUGCAUCAUAGUCCUGCUACACAUACAAAAGAAAUAUUUUAGUGUUUUAUCACUGUUUCUUUCUGAUACACAGAUAUAUGAUUAACAGAGAGUGUUCAAAAGAAAGUGGAGGGAUUUCCUUUCAAGAAUUAAAAAGUUCAAAGUGAUCUAGUUAAGUGUCACUGUCACAAAUUGUGUGUACAGUGGUCUUUUAUGGAAUUAUUUGUUAUCCUUUUUAUACGACUGCAAAAAAAAUUUGCGGUCGUAUAUUGGUAUGACUGCGUCGUCGUCGUCGUCCAAAGACAAAUUAGUUUUCGCACUCUAACUUAAGUUUAAGUGAAUGGAUCUCUAUGAAAUUUUACCAUAAGGUUCAAUACCACAAAAGGAAGGUUGGGAUUGAUUUUGGGGGUUAUGGUACCAACAGUUAAGGAAUUAUAACUUCCAGACAUAACUUGUGUGUAAGUGAAUGGAUCUUUAUGAAAUUGUACUACAAGGUUCCAUAUCACAAAGGGAAAGCUGGAAUUGAGUUUGGGGGUAAUUGCCCAAAACGUUUAGGAAUAAGGGGCCAAAAAUAAGCAUUUUUCUAGUUUCCAGACAAUAACUUGUGUUCAAGUGUAUGGAUCUCUCUGAAAUUGUACUGCAAGGUACCAUACCACAAAAGGAAGGCUGGGAUUGAGUUUGGGGGUGAUGAAUCAUAAGGGGGUUCAAAAAUUUGGGGGAGGGAUUUUUUUUUCUUUGAAAUUUUCCAUUUUAAAUUGGUUAUUUCUGAUUUAUAUAUAAAAGCAAAUAAUAAUGAUAUGGUUUGAAUAGGUAAAUUAAAAAAUUUUAAGUUCUUAGACCAUAUUCAUUCUGUGUCAGAAACCUAUGCUGUGUCAAAUAUUUAAUCACAAUCCAAAUUCAGUGCUGUAUCAAGCUUGAAUGUUGUGUCCAUACUUGCCCCAACUGUUCAGGGUUCGACCAGCGGAGCAUUUUAUUUUUUUAUGCUUUAUAUUAUUUGCAUAAUCUGUAUGAUAGAAGAUAAUGUUACUAAUGUUACCUAUUGAUACAAUGAAAUAAAAUACAAUGUAUUACCAUACUUUUCAAGGUAAUAAAAGCAUAUGCAUACA
Molecule: messenger RNA, 4084 nt
Organism: Mytilus californianus (California mussel)
Lineage: Eukaryota; Metazoa; Mollusca; Bivalvia; Mytilida; Mytilidae
Product: PC-esterase domain-containing protein 1B-like
Exons: 5
Coding region: 54-1568 (504 amino acids)
Source: RefSeq, a predicted model, not a curated record